CAAGCCACAGCCUCACCCGGCGCACCUCCAGACGUGGCGAUGACACAAAUGUGCUCGGGGUUCCGAAGAUGGAGUCGUUCCGGUCGUCCUAGGCUCGGCACUCUGGUCAACGGAGUAUGUUGAGAAGCGGGGUUCACACGUUUAAAAAGACCACCGCCUUUCUAUACUUCUUCUUUCUGUCGCCUACUUCAGUUCUUCUGCUUCUCCUACAAGGGCGGCCAAUUGAAAGCCUACAAUUCUUUUCCAACUCCUGAAAGCCUCGCCGAGAGGAGAGAUCACGAUGCUCGAAGUUUAUCUCGACCCGUGUACCGUCAACAGCCGAAAGGUCCUGGCAGGUCUCGAUCUGCUCGGCACAAAAUAUCACUUCAACCACGUUGACUAUUUCGCCGGCGAACACAAAGCAGUGGAGUAUCUUGAACUCAAUCCAAUGGCAACGGUUCCGACUGCGACUGAUGGUGACUGCCGUAUCUUCGAAUCAAACGCGAUAUUGCACUAUGCUGCCGAACUUGACAACGUUGACGACAAGUAUCCCAAAGAUGUGAAGACUCGCGCGAGAGUCAAUAGCUGGUUACUGUGGGAGGCCUCAGUUUGGUUUCCAAGCUGCUAUGUCUACCUCUUCGAAUACAUCGUCAGACCGUUGCUUCAGCAGGAACCCGUCCAAUCCAACGUCGAUGCUGAGGCCCAGAAAUGGAAUAAACUCGCUGGCUUCCUCGAAAGUCAGUUGUCCAAGACGAAAUGGCUGGCUGGCGACGAACUUACAAUCGCCGACAUCUCGAUUGCUGCAUCCAUGCAUCUCCACGCAGCGCAGCGUCUUCCACUUGACAAGUACCCGAAUCUGAAGCGCUGGAUGCUUGAGGGUAUUGAGAAGCUGCCUUGCUGGCAAAAGACGCAAGAGGCAGUGAACAAGGCAUUGCUUCCAGACGCACAUGUAAAUGGCAAUUCAACAGUCCGAGCAACUUUCAAUUAUACCAAAGACGUCGACCAGCUCACUGAACUGUAUUUCUACGAAUAUAAUGGUGUUAAAAAUAUCCACGAGCCUGGUGACAGCCCACACGAAAUGGCCGUGACUGAUGGCUGGCACCGUGCCAACACAUUCUCGAUCGACAAAGAAGGGUUUUCUCUUCACGAGUUCAAGACGGACCACAACAAGUGGGAAGACGACGAAGCAAUCAAAUCAAACUUUUAUCCAGAGGUUGUGGAGAUGCUGAAGCAGAAAACCGAAGCCAAGCGCAUACUUGUCUUUGACCACACAAUCCGUACAAACGCAAUCGCUGAUAAGAAGUUGACAGACGAGACGAAAACUUCUCAACGCACUCCGGUGAUGCUCGUGCACUGCGACUACACUGCAGAAUCAGGCCCAACACGCGUGCGUCAACUGCUGGGAGAGGAAGCAGAUGACUUGUUGUCACGUCGUGUUGCCUUUAUCAAUGUCUGGAAACCAAUCAAUGUCGUUGAGGAGAGGCCGUUGGCAAUGUGCGAUGUCACCUCUACCACACCUGAAGACUUCUUCAAGCUCUAUCUCAGGUACCGGGAUCGCAAUGGUGAGAAUUAUGUGAUGCGCCACUCUCCCAAGCACAAAUGGUGGUACUUUCCGAAGAUGACGCCCGGGCAAGUUAUCCUUCUCAAGACAUAUGAUUCCGAAAUGGACGGGAGAGCUCGAUGUUUGGGGCACACUGCUUUUGAGGAUCCAACUUCGUUGCCAGAUGCUCCCACUCGGGAGAGUAUUGAGAUUCGUACCAUUGCGUUCUUUUGA
Messenger RNA from Hyaloscypha bicolor E, 1753 nucleotides. RefSeq lists its product as uncharacterized. The coding region runs from base 281 to 1753 and encodes 490 amino acids. The record is from RefSeq and is a predicted model, not a curated record. Lineage: Eukaryota; Fungi; Ascomycota; Leotiomycetes; Helotiales; Hyaloscyphaceae. The transcript has 2 exons. Gene Ontology annotation, molecular function: oxidoreductase activity.